UUGUUUAACUCAUGUUGGAAGCGGCCUCGGUCUUGUCGUCUAAUUUUCCAUGAUUUCAGUUCUGGUGCUGAUUUACUGACAGAAGAGAAUGUGAUCAUUCGCAGAACGUUGCUCAAAGAUCAAGAGCAAACUGCUCGAAUCUAUCAUAAUUUAAAGUGGGGGCGUCUCCUUCCACAUCCGAAUAUCCUGUCAACCUUGGACGCCUAUGAGGCCGGUGAUAGUCUGUAUACGGUAACGGAUAUGAUGGACGGACGUCUAUCCGACAUUGUAGACGAGAAUUUGAAUCAUUUUGUUAUCGCGAAGAUCGUCUAUCAACUGUUAUCAGCUCUUGAACCUCUACAUUCCAAUGGAUUGCAUCAUGGGAACAUUACCCUAAACUCUGUCUUCAUCAACACCGACGCCGUUCUGAAGUUGUCAUCUUACGGUGAUAUCAUGCAAAGUGCUAACAAGGAGAAAUUUGCAGAAGAUAUCAUGUCAGUCGGUACAAUCCUUGCUCGUUUACUACUUGAGGAAGAGUCGUUUAUGAAGCUAUCGAAAAUAAAAUCUCAUAACGAUCUCGAAUGGCGCGCUAUUCUUCAGGAUUUUCACGCUAGGAAUAUUCUCUAUAUGCUGCUCGGAGCACGAUGUUCAUUGGAGGAUCUGCUCAGGCAUCCGUAUUUGCUUACAUUUCGGAAGAACGGCAACAAAGUGCCGUUGAUCGACACUGAGCAUAAAGAUCUGUCAUCUCUCAGUCUUACCGAUGUACAAGGAUUACUUCGUGACGAGCUCAAUCGAUACGAGUCAUCGAUCUCUAUGCAAGAUGUGCAGUGA
Angiostrongylus costaricensis is the source of this 810-nucleotide messenger RNA. Lineage: Eukaryota; Metazoa; Nematoda; Chromadorea; Rhabditida; Metastrongylidae. The record is from the annotation of a GenBank genome assembly.